AUGGAGAUGGAAGAGGGGCUCGAUCUGAGCCUGUCGCUGCGCCAGUACACGCCGCCGUGGUCGCAGCUGGUGUUCGCCUGCUCCUACUGCUCACGCAGCUUCAAGAACUCGCAGGCGCUCGGCGGCCACCAGAACGCUCACAAGCUGGCCAGGCGGGCCACGGCGCUCUCUUCAGCGGCGGCGGGAGAGCUCGCCAUCGAGAACCACCACAGCGCUCCGCCGCGCCCCGGCGCCCGCGCUUGGCGAGCAGGAUAUCGUCAGCAGGCGCGGCGCACGGGUACUGGUUCGGGGGCAACCUCGUCCGGGGCAAGAAGAGGCGACCAAGAGCUUGCGGAGGAGGCGAUUGACCUGUCCCUCAAGCUAUGA
Messenger RNA from Triticum turgidum subsp. durum (durum wheat), 366 nucleotides. Lineage: Eukaryota; Viridiplantae; Streptophyta; Magnoliopsida; Poales; Poaceae. The record is from the annotation of a GenBank genome assembly.